AUGCGGAAGCUUCUGGUCCUUCUGCUUCUGUGUGUCGCUGCGGCUGCGGCUGCCCGCCACAACACGCCUUCCUACGACUCCUACUACCCUUCUUACAUCGACCAGAUAUGCCGUGUCUACUGUGACAAGGACCCUGUACUUCCGAAAAUCGGUCGACUACAAUUUCCACCUCCACCUCAAUUUCCUCCUCCACUUCCACCUCCACCUCGAUUUCCACCUCCACCUCCACCUCGACCUCAAUUUCCUCCUCCACCUCCACCUCGACCUCGACCUCGAUUUCCUCCUCCUCCACCUCCUAUCCAAGCUCCAGGAAGUCAGUGAUUAAAUAGAAAAAGCAUCAACAGUUUCUUCAUUCAAAUUCCAGCGAUUUGUUUGAAAAAAAACGUUCUCUCAAAAAGUCUGAAGUUUCAAAAUGUUCUUUCAUUAAAAAAUCACCAAGCCCAAACGAAUCUAGCGUUAGAAAUAAAGUUCUGCUGAAUUAUUCGCUUUUUUACGACGUAAUUCUUAUUAAAAAAAAAGUCGAUAUUCUCAACUCAAAAAAAAGUCUAAAAAUUUAUCCCGACUUUCCAUUUGGCUUGGAACUGCGCUAUUUUCGGUUUCAAACCUUGAAAAUGCAAUUUUUCUCAUUUACGCUUCAGAUCCUUGGAACGGCGGUAACAAUCCUCAGCCACCGGUCAUUUAUACUCAACCAAUGCCCAACACCUGGAUUCCAAGAACCUACGAUACUACUGGCGACCAGCAGAGCGGCGGCAUUUGGAGCGGCUUUUGGCCCGGCAGAGGACCUUUUGGAUAA
Messenger RNA from Caenorhabditis auriculariae, 793 nucleotides. The record is from the annotation of a GenBank genome assembly. NCBI's taxonomy places the organism in Eukaryota, Metazoa, Nematoda, Chromadorea, Rhabditida, Rhabditidae.